AUGGGAAAAGUUCACGGCAGUCUUGCCCGCGCUGGCAAGGUCAAGUCCCAGACCCCGAAAGUCGAGCCCCAGGAGAAGAGCAAGAAGCCCAAGGGCCGCGCAUACAAGCGUCUCCAAUACACACGGCGGUUCGUUAAUGUUACCAUGACUGGUGGCAAGCGGAAGAUGAACCCGAACCCGACUGCAUGA
This is a messenger RNA of Phialemonium atrogriseum, 189 nucleotides long. Its product is annotated as ribosomal protein S30. Gene Ontology annotation, cellular component: ribosome; cytosolic small ribosomal subunit. Bases 1 to 189 code for a protein of 62 amino acids. The record is from RefSeq and is a predicted model, not a curated record. The transcript is spliced from 3 exons. Gene Ontology annotation, biological process: translation. Gene Ontology annotation, molecular function: structural constituent of ribosome. Lineage: Eukaryota; Fungi; Ascomycota; Sordariomycetes; Cephalothecales; Cephalothecaceae.